AUGGCCUCACUAGAUGACAGGGAUCUAGUUGAGGCCAAGAAACGUUUGAGCGCCGAAGGUUCACGGCUUACAACGCGCUUUUCUUUGAAACCUAACGUUCAUGUGUCGUAUUCUCCAGUUGUAUGCGAAGUCUCGGUAGAUGUGGCGACUGUCUCUAAAAUGGACAAACAAGCAGCGUGUGAUGACAUGGUACAAACUGAGACCCUGAUGAUGCAAGUUGUAUGCGAAGUCUCGGUGGAUGUGGCGACUGUCCCUGAAAUGGACAUCAGAGCAGAGUGUGAUGAGACAUCUGCGGUAAAAGCUGAGAUCCUGACGAUGCCAAUCGUUAAUGCGGGCCAGCCGGACACGGUUCAGGUAAUAAUCGGAAGUACGGUAAAGCCUAGAUGCCGUUCGUUUUGGUCCCGCAUUAAGAAAAAUGUUAGGCGUGCAUUGUGCUGCGGAUGUAUGUAG
Macrosiphum euphorbiae (potato aphid) is the source of this 450-nucleotide messenger RNA. Lineage: Eukaryota; Metazoa; Arthropoda; Insecta; Hemiptera; Aphididae. The record is from the annotation of a GenBank genome assembly.